Impatiens glandulifera is the source of this 471-nucleotide messenger RNA. Its product is annotated as dynein heavy chain-like protein PF11_0240. The transcript has a single exon. Bases 1 to 471 code for a protein of 156 amino acids. NCBI's taxonomy places the organism in Eukaryota, Viridiplantae, Streptophyta, Magnoliopsida, Ericales, Balsaminaceae. The record is from RefSeq and is a predicted model, not a curated record.
AUGGAGAUGAAGGUGAAGGAUGAGGAUAAGGAUGUGAAGGUGGAUGAAGAGGAGAAGAAGGUGGUGAAUGGUGUGGAAGAUGAGAAGAGUGUGGAUGUGAAGGUGAAGGAUGAGAAGAGUGUGGAGAGUCUGGAGGAUGAGGAGAGUGUGUAUGUGAAAGUGAAGGAUGAGAAGAGUGUGGAGGGUGAGAAGGAUAAGGAUGAGGAGAGUGUGGUGGAGGAUGAAAUGUUACUCACCGAAAUGAGGCGACAAGGAAUAAAGAAGGAGAAGAAGACGAAGGUUGAAGAUGAUGAUGAUUUAAAAGUAUACAACACUCCUCCUAAAGCAACAUAUAUGCAAAAUAGGAGGAUGAGGAAGCUGAAAACAGAUCUCUCGUACACCAACCCUUCUUUGGGAAAAUUGGCAAAGACAAAUGAUCCAUUAACAGUCAAUCCCUUCAAAAAUUUGAAGAUGAGUUGUUGGAUUAAGUAA